This is a messenger RNA of Penicillium cinerascens, 1092 nucleotides long. RefSeq lists its product as uncharacterized. The record is from RefSeq and is a predicted model, not a curated record. The transcript has 3 exons. Bases 1 to 1092 code for a protein of 363 amino acids. Lineage: Eukaryota; Fungi; Ascomycota; Eurotiomycetes; Eurotiales; Aspergillaceae.
AUGGCCCGCUUCAAACAGGGUGUUUUCUCGUGGGAGGACGUGCUCGUCCAGCGAUACCAGAGCAACAAACCUCCUCCUCUACCACGAACCCGCUGCCGCACUCUAUCAACAUGGCAACCACAGCCCCGAUGUCAUCUACUAUCCCGUCUAUCACCCGAGCUCCGGCUCAUGAUCUGGGAAUACGUCCUGGGUAACCAGCGCCUACACAUAAUCCAGCGCAGUGGCCAAAAACUCGGACACAUGGUAUGUCCGCUCAGUGAAAACCCAACAUCAGAUAAGGCGCGGCGACGGAUCCACGCCAACUUCUGUGAGAUCUGCACCGGGGCUGGAAUAGCACAACCCGUGAAAGACGUCGAUCUGCGCCACCGAGACAUGCUACUAGGCCUCGCAUUGACGAGUCGACAAUUACACCACGAGUCCAUUCACCUCCUCUACACCCUCAACACCUUCGAGUUUAGCAACCCCUGGACCCUAUCUUACCUGCGCCCGACUCUGCCCUCGGAUCACUGGGACUGUAUCCGAAACGUCGAGCUUCGCUGGUCCUUUCCAGGUCACUGGCUUCCGAGCAAAGACCCCGUGCGCGCGGUAUACGUAUCUGCAGGACGCGCGCAGUGGCUGGAAAGCUGUCGCAUGCUAAACAUACUCCCUGGUCUGCAGUCGUUCGUGCUGGUUCUGGACAGCAGCUGGUUCUGCGAGCCCGUGGAGAAACUGCCAUUGUUUCUCGAGCCCUUGAGCGGACUACGCGUGAACUGUCCGCGGGGACUUAUUCGGCGGACUGUGGUGCUGGACCCCGGAUUGUUGGAGAUUAGCUCCGAUGAAGAGUCUACUUCAAGCUCCGUCUCCAGUUCCAGCUCGGCUUCGAGUGGUGCGAGUCCGCGGCCGGUACUUCCUUCGCACGUCUGCUCCGGUUCUCAGUUUGCGUUGGCUGGGAUUGCGGAUUCGAAAUCACUUGCCCUGCCAACCAAGGGAGACUUGGCGCUUGCGUCGUGGGAACUCAGACUGCAGGGCCAGUCGUACUAUGUGCACGAGCUGGACCGGAUCGGCGAAGACUUGCACCGGAGGGGUAUCGACUGUUGCAUCACGACACCGUGA